AACAGCUAGGCGGAGCUAUAUAAACAGCUUUGUUCUUGCUCAUGACAUCAGUGUUUGCAGAACACUAGCUGCUGCACUGGAGAAAGGAGCACUUAACUGCGUCUCUCUGUUCUUUGUUAGCUUCAGCGGAGUAAUUCGUCGAAAAUUUGGGUUAUAUCAUCAAGUACUGGCAGGACAUCGUCUGCAGGUUAUCAUUUUGGUGUGAAGAACUGAAGCAUAUUUGAUCCUGUAGAGCAGCAGUCUGAGGUUUGGAGUCAUGCAGAAGAUACAGAGUGAAGGGGUUUGGGCUGAUGGAGCUCCACAGCGGCUGUCCUGGAGCGGCCUGGUGCAGAACCUCAGCAGCAGUAACAGCAUAGACUCUGACUCCGAACACAGUGGUACAGACGAUGGCUCAGAUACUGGUUCUGUAUCUCUUCCCGACUUGUCCGCUCUGGACGCUGACAUGUUCUAUGACCCAACAGAGGAGAGCCUGUGUAAAGAAGUUGUCCAACAGAUUGCUCUUAGCCUGAUUGAAGCGAAAGGUUGCACGUUGCACUGCUCCAAACUUCUCAUCCCCAACAAGCUGCUGGAGCACAUAGGGAGCGAGCUGGUGCAGCUGGCCGCGAGCGAGCCGUGCGGCCUCCGGGGGGCGCUCAUCGAUCUGUGUGUGCAGCAGGGAGAGACCUUUGACAGCGUAGGCCAGAUUGCUGCUGACCCCUGCCUGGUACCCACCUUUCAGCUCACACUCGUCCUCAGGCCCGAGUCAGGAGGCAUCUGGCCGAAGAUCCAGGGCUUGUUUACUGCCAAAUCCUCAUCAAUGCCUCUGAGAGGUGCCCUGAAACUCAGCACUGGCUUCAGAGUGAUCAAAAGGAAACUCUACAGCUCCGAAGAGCUGCUUAUUGAAGAGUGUUGAGCCCCAAGGACCAAAUCUGGACAUUUCUGAGGCAUUCUGGCUCUAUUAGGUCACCGUUUUAGUGAUCUGAGAGCUGUUCUCAACCAAGGACUUCAUUGACAAUACUGUGUCGAUUGACUUGACUUUCUAUUGAAGAUAUUACCAGAUAUUGCAGGUCUCACUUUUGUCACCAGGGUGUUUAUACAAAAAGAGCAUAGGGUACACAAAUGUAAAAGCAUUCUCGUAUACACUGAUUGCUGUAUGUUCGUUAUAGAUACUGCAUUCAUAUAUUGCACUUCUUCAGGCAGUUUUCGAACCUGUCUGGUGCCGUUUUGUCGACUGCUUUGAAAUGUUUACCUCACUUUUUAUUUUCUGAAAAUAACUGUGGCAGCUAUUUCAUCAACCUGAUUUACCUGUGUCAUGAAACUCUUUUUUUUUUUUUUUUUUUUUUUUUUUUUUUUUUUUUAAAUCCAGCGAGCACCAUUUCAUGAUCUAAGUUUGAUCUUUUAGUUAAAAUGGACUCUUGGCAUCUUAAUUGUUUUUAAAUACAUUUGUCAUGCAUAUUCACUUGUGCAUCAUUAUUUAUUUGAUAUUCAAAUACUGUUACGUUUUAUACGUGCAUUAUGGAAACACAGAAAAUAAAUUAUUUUUGAAGAAA
This is a messenger RNA of Pangasianodon hypophthalmus (striped catfish), 1529 nucleotides long. RefSeq names its product DNA-damage-inducible transcript 4 (gene ddit4). Gene Ontology annotation, biological process: apoptotic process; negative regulation of TOR signaling; response to hypoxia. NCBI's taxonomy places the organism in Eukaryota, Metazoa, Chordata, Actinopteri, Siluriformes, Pangasiidae. Gene Ontology annotation, molecular function: 14-3-3 protein binding. The record is from RefSeq and is a predicted model, not a curated record. The transcript is spliced from 3 exons. Gene Ontology annotation, cellular component: cytoplasm. Bases 257 to 892 code for a protein of 211 amino acids.